This is a messenger RNA of Linnemannia hyalina, 1062 nucleotides long. Lineage: Eukaryota; Fungi; Mortierellomycota; Mortierellomycetes; Mortierellales; Mortierellaceae. The record is from the annotation of a GenBank genome assembly.
AUGGACAGUCCCAACCCAAGGGAAGCCACACCGUCAGAGAGAUGCUACCAGGACUUUACCCACCUCACCUCCUUGAUCAAGGAAGAGAACGACUACCAGCAACGACUCGCCAAACAACAAUCCAUCACACCAGCAACGCCAACACCAGGAGCCAUGAAGACCAAGAAGAUUGCAGGAGGCUCUACCCGAUCUGACAAGUACAAGGCCCAGUUGAAGCCCCUCUCCCGGACAGACGAGGGCACCCCCACGAAAACCCUCUCUGUCGUCGUCCCCGCUUAUAAUGAAUCGGAACGGUUGCCCGUCAUGAUGAAGGAAACUCUGGAUUUCUUGAAGGAGAAGGCGCACAAGGAUUCAGCUUUUAGCUAUGAGAUCUUGAUUGUUGAUGAUGGUUCGCAGGAUCUGACGGUCCGAGUUGCCUUGGAGAUGGCUCAGGAGGAGGGUAUUCAGGAUAUUCGUGUUCUGAGCUUUGAAAAGAACCGUGGCAAGGGUGGUGCCGUAAUCCAGGGAAUGCAAUACACGCGGGGAGAGUACAUCUUAAUGGUCGAUGCAGAUGGUGCGACGCGGUUCUCGGACUUGGAUGCCUUGCAGGUCAAGUUGAAGGCCACUGAACAGGACGGAUUGGGAGUUGCUGUCGGAUCUAGAGCCCACAUGGUUAAAACCGAUGCCGUCGUCAAGCGCUCAUUCAUUCGUAACUUUUUGAUGUACUCCUUCCACAAGGUCGUUUACAUCCUCGGCUGCCGCGGGAUCGAGGACACCCAAUGUGGGUUCAAGCUCUUCAGCCGCAAAGCCGCCCAGGCCAUCUUUCCAAACAUGCAUGUUGAGGGCUGGGUCUUUGAUAUCGAGGUCCUCAUGAUUGCCCAACAGCUCCGGAUCCCGAUUGCCGAAGUUCCUGUGGCAUGGCAGGAGAUUGAUGGGUCCAAGGUCUCGUUGAUGAGGGACUCGAUUCAAAUGGCUCUGGAUCUGUUGAUUAUCCGGAUGAAUUAUCUUUUGGGAAUCUGGAGGAUCCGGCCUCUUCUGAAGGAUGAGAAGGCGGAGGUAGUGGAUAAGAAGGUCAAGUGUUGA